Molecule: messenger RNA, 2604 nt
Organism: Manihot esculenta (cassava)
Lineage: Eukaryota; Viridiplantae; Streptophyta; Magnoliopsida; Malpighiales; Euphorbiaceae
Product: protein DETOXIFICATION 53
Exons: 3
Coding region: 348-1928 (526 amino acids)
Biological process (GO): xenobiotic detoxification by transmembrane export across the plasma membrane
Cellular component (GO): membrane
Molecular function (GO): xenobiotic transmembrane transporter activity; antiporter activity
Source: RefSeq, a predicted model, not a curated record
GUAUGUAUAUAUAUAUGUGUGUGUGUAUGAUGAGGCAUUAGGGAUCGAUGUGUAGGUCCAUGGUUUUUAGUUCCAGUGCAGCAAUUUUUGUUUCAGCUCUUUCUGUCUUCCCUACAAGCAAACACUUCCCAAUGCCAUGGCCGAGGAGGCAGUGAGCAGCAGCCACCUCUAUCUAUCCCUACAACUUUGUAAACAUUAAGAAGUUGUUUAAUCAUUCUGAUUAAACACAGCAUUCGACGAAGGAGAACAACCAACCAACCAAACCCAUCUCUGGAACUGGUCCAGUUUUGUUGUUAUUAGGUUUGUUUCUCUGUCUCUUGCAAAAUUGGGAUAAAAAAGAAAAAGACAUGUGCCCUGGUACUACUGAUACUGAAUCUCGAGGAAUUAUAAAUGGUGAAAAUUUGGUUUCAAAGGAUGGAGCCUCCAAUGAAGAUACAAUGAGAGCUAGAGGAGAAACUCAAGCGCAAGUCUUACAAGGACUUCUCCGCCGCUUACCACUCUCUAGCAAUAUCGGACGACCGCCACUAAAUGAGGUGGGAGAAGAGGUGCUUGCUCUAGGAAAGAUUGCAUGCCCAAUCAUUUUGACGACCAUACUCAUAUACUCGAGGUCUGUAAUAUCAAUGCUCUUCUUGAGUCGUAUGGGCAAAAUAGAGCUAGCAGGAGGCUCACUGGCACUCGGCUUUGCAAAUAUCACAGGCCUAUCGGUAAUGAAAGGCCUGGCCAUGGGAAUGGAUCCCAUCUGUGGGCAAGCCUAUGGGGCCAAGAGAUGGUCAGUCAUCAGCCAAACCUAUCUUAGAACUCUGUGUCUCCUUUUAGUUGUUGCCUUGCCCAUUAGCUUGUUAUGGCUCAACGUAGAACCAAUCUUUCUACGCUUAGGUCAGGAUCCAGAUAUCACAAGUGUAGCCAAAGUUUACAUGGUCUUCUGUAUUCCUGAACUAAUAGCUCAAGCUGUGCUUCAUCCAAUGAGAUCCUUCCUCAGAACUCAAGGCUUGACGGCUCCUCUUACCAUAUGCGCUGUUGGUGCAGUUAUCCUCCACACCCCAUUCAACUACUUUUUUGCUAUAUAUUUGAAUCUAGGGGUGAAAGGAGUUGCCCUGGCCAUUGCUUGUAAUACCAUAAACAUGAACAUAGGCUUGCUAAUAUAUGUGGCUGUAUCGAAGAAGCCGCUGAAACCUUGGCAUGGAAUUACAGCAACCUCCAUGUUGCAAGGAUGGAAGCCAUUGUUAUCUCUAUCUUUGCCCAGCGUUGUCUCUGUAUGCUUGGAGUGGUGGUGGUAUGAGAUAAUGCUGUUUCUUUGCGGUUUGCUCAGCAACCCAAAAGCCAGUGUUGCAGCUACAGGCAUCCUUAUCCAGACAGCAGGUUUAAUCUACUCAUUUCCAUUUUCCCUAAGCUGCAGCUUAAGCACACGAGUAGGUCAUGCACUGGGUGCUGGACAACCAGCUCGUGCACAGUGGACGGCCAUAAUUGGGAUCAUCCUUGGAUUUGCCUGCGGACUCACUGCUGCGGUUUUCACAGCAGUCUUUAGCUCGGUAUGGGGAAAGUUGUACACAGAUGAGCCACAGAUCCUUGACUUGAUAUCAACUGGACUUCCACUACUGGGGUUAUGUGAAAUUGGCAACUCUCCCCAAACAGCUGCCUGUGGAGUCUUAACUGGUACUGCACGUCCUAAAGAUGGUGCUCGCAUAAAUUUAUAUGCCUUUUACCUUGUUGGAUUGCCAGUUGCUGUUCUCCUAACUUUCAAACUCAAAAUGGGUUUUCGGGGAUUAUGGUUUGGGCUAUUUGCUGCACAAAUUAGUUGCGUUUCUAUGAUGCUGUACACCGUGUAUAGAACUGAUUGGAAGCACCAGGCUAAAAGAGCUGAUGAGCUGACUUCAGCUGCAGGUGAGAGGGAUGAUUUGGAAAAUGGCUUACUCAUGACCGAUCAAUGACUCUCCAAAAUCAACUCUUGUCCGCAGGCAACUCUAACAGAUUCAGAGAUAGACUAGAACAUAUAAAUGAACUAAAAACGUCAGUUUGGUUCACAAAGUGCAGGUUCAGUGUGUCUGAUAGUGGAGAAAUUUUUUCAAAAAAAUGCAAAAUGAUUCCAUUACACAGUAAAUGAUUUAUAUCUCUUGGAAGAUGAACGUUCUUUCUUCCCUGACCCAACUUUGUGUGAAGCUAAAACCUUUUAAUACCAAGUGUCUGUUCCUAUCCUAGCAAAAGACCAACUAAAUCAGGAAGGAAAUGAGAAGGAUAAGAAAGAGAAGAUAUCAACCCCUCAAAUUGGCCAAGCUAAGUUUACAGCAUAAAGUCAUCACUAUAAAAGCCUGAAUAAUCUGUAGAUCUGUCAAAAGGACAACCUUAACUUGCCAGUGAUAUGAUGACUAAAAUAAGUAAACAAUUAAGAUAAGUUACAUGAAUGCAUAUCAGGUUUAACUUCCACGGGACAUGGAGCUGUUCAAAUUGCAAUUCCAGUCAUAGUUUCAUUCUUUUCACGUGACAACCUGUAUGAAAAGGUCAGAAUCACUAGCACCUGCAAGCAAUGUUACAGAAAGGAAACAUCUCAAAGAAACCUAGAAAGUACGAAUAUCACAUAUAAUCCUAGAAUUAAGCCAACAGGAUUAA